UGAUCGGCGGCCGAUCCCUCUUCAUAAAAUAGACACGAAAGCGCUGCGCUUUCCCUUCCGAAAAGUAAAAACCCUAAUCUUGAUCGCUUUCUCGCCGCCGAUCGACCCAAAAUCCUCCUCGACUCCCCAAAGCGCUUGUCAGUACCCUCUAUUUCCAUCUCAAUUCCCUCUUUCCCCUUGAAAACUGGCUCGAAUCCGUGGCCCCUAGGGUUUUCCAUAAUCAGAUCUACGGUUUCGCCGCUUUCGCCCGAAUUUUUAGGGUUUUUCAUGGCGGCCGGCCGUCACGGGGACUAUAGAGACCGCGACUCCGAUUUAGAAGCUUCUAGAAGAAAAGACUACUGCAGUGACCGUGAGCGGUCAAGGUCGGAAGAUCUCCGAUCUAAGCUUAGGGUUAGACCGAGAGAUGUCAAGGAUAGAGAAGCAGUUAAUGGGUCUUAUCGCUCCCCGAUGAGCAAUUCGAGCGGUGGAAGCGGGAACGGCCAUAAAAGGAGCUACCUUUCGGUAAAAUCAGCGGACCGGGAGCCCGGUGAGCUCUCGAGUGGGGAAGAGGAUUCUAGGGUUAACACUAGCGAUGAGGUCUCGAGAGUAGAAGAGAAAAAGAGGAAGUUUUCACCUAUUGUUUGGGAUAGGGAUGAUAUCAAGCAAUCUGGUGCAGUUAGUUCGAGGAGUAAGAAUGUCAUGGUUGAAGGAGUUGGACUCCCGCCUCCUCCACCGCUUCCUCGGGGUUUUAUCCCUUCAACUUCGAUGGAUGCAAAGGUUUCGGCUGAUUCUGCGAAUGAUCGAGAGCCAGGGCAGGUCGAAGAGGAGGUUGAGGAGGAGUUUCCAUUGGCUAGGCACAUUUCUUCUUCUAGAUGGGCUGAUACUGAUGAGCAUGAAGAGUUGGAUGAGAGAAUUUUGCCUAAGAAGAGAAAAAACACGCCUUUGACUGAGAAGAAACCACCAAGCCCUGAACUUGGGGAGGUCGUCAUGAGAGAAGGGUCUGAAGGAGCUAUUUCAAAGUCGUCAGGUUCGAGUAGAGAGAAUAGGGAGGGGAGUGAUCGAGAAAAUGAGGUGGAUAAGAAUGAUUUCAUGGAUGUCGAUAUGGAACAGGUUAAUGGUGAUGACAGGAGUGAUAGGAUGUCAGACACCGAUUCUGAGGAUGAAGAUAGGGCAAAAACUCCAGAGCCAGAGAAUCCACCUCAGAGAACUAUAAAUAUGUUACAAGGUUGUAGAAGUGUUGAUGAGUUCGAGAGAUUGAAUAAGAUUGAUGAAGGCACUUAUGGGGUAGUGUAUAGAGCUAAGGAUAAGAAGACCGGGGAGGUAGUAGCACUGAAGAAGGUGAAGAUGGAGAAGGAGAGAGAGGGAUUUCCUUUGACAUCUUUGAGGGAGAUUAAUAUUCUUUUGUCGUUUCAUCACCCUUCAAUUGUUGAUGUUAAAGAAGUUGUUGUCGGCAGCAGUUUAGAUAGUAUUUUCAUGGUUAUGGAGUAUAUGGAGCAUGACCUCAAAGCGCUAAUGGAGACAAUGAAGCAGCCAUUUAGUCAGAGUGAGGUUAAGUGCUUAAUGUUGCAGCUGUUGUCAGGUGUUAAGUACCUCCAUGACAAUUGGGUUCUCCACAGGGAUUUGAAGACAUCUAACCUUUUAUUGAAUAAUCAAGGUGAGUUGAAAAUUUGUGAUUUUGGUUUAGCUCGUCAGUAUGGAAGCCCACUAAAGCCAUACACUCAUUUGGUAGUGACUUUGUGGUACAGAUCUCCCGAACUUUUAUUAGGAGCCAAGGAGUAUUCAACUGCUAUUGAUAUGUGGUCAUUGGGAUGUAUAAUGGCAGAACUAUUAGCGAAAGAACCAUUAUUUAGUGGGAAGACUGAGUUUGACCAGCUAGAUAAGAUAUUUAGAACGCUUGGCACGCCAAAUGAGAAGAUUUGGCCUGGAUUUGCAAAGUUACCUGGAGUCAAAGUUAACUUUGUCAGGCAACCGUAUAAUAGGCUGCGGGAGAAGUUUCCACCUACAUCAUUUUCUGGACGUCCAACUCUAUCUGAAGCUGGAUUUGACUUAUUGAAUAAACUGCUAACUUAUGACCCUGAGAAGCGCAUAACAGCAGAGGCUGCCCUUGAUCAUGAUUGGUUUCGUGAGGUUCCUUUGCCCAAAUCGAAAGAUUUUAUGCCAACAUUUCCUGCCCAACAUGCACAAGACAGGCGUCUGCGAAGAAUUAUGAAAAGCCCAGAUCCUUUGGAAGAGCAACGGAGAAAAGAAUUGCAACUGGGAGAUAAGCUGGGCUCUGGAGGUUUGUUUGGCUAAUUGAACACAAGCUGAAGCAGUCAUGGCAUCUCAUUUCCUCAGUUCAUUUUGAGCAGGAGCAGGAGUUCUCUCUGGACAUAUUUCUCUAAGGUGAGCCAUGCACUGCUAGUGAAGUUGUGCAACUUGUGUUAUAAGUGAGACAAGAUUGUUGCUGUUGUUUAUAGCAGGCAACCCUGAUGGUUAUGGGUAGAGUUAAGAUAUCAUGUAACUUCCUCAGAAAAAGAAAUUUUAUUGCAGGCCCCUUUUGAUCUCUCUUUUUUUUUACCGCCCUUUUGAUCUCCUUCACCAAUGAUCAUAGCAAAUUCCUCCUUUAUGCAGCCUGCAGCAGGCAACAGGUGUGGCAUAUUGGCUUUUAUUUUUCUUUUGCACCGUCAGUUUCACUUUGAAGCUUGGUCAUGUAACAUAUCUUUUAUGAUACGUUGUAAAAGAUGCCUCACUGGAUUAAAUACCAUAUUUUAUGGAUAUAUUGCUAUGCUUAA
Messenger RNA from Asparagus officinalis (garden asparagus), 2750 nucleotides. Its product is annotated as cyclin-dependent kinase G-2. Bases 268 to 2271 code for a protein of 667 amino acids. The transcript has 7 exons. NCBI's taxonomy places the organism in Eukaryota, Viridiplantae, Streptophyta, Magnoliopsida, Asparagales, Asparagaceae. Gene Ontology annotation, molecular function: ATP binding; cyclin-dependent protein serine/threonine kinase activity. Gene Ontology annotation, cellular component: nucleus. Gene Ontology annotation, biological process: protein phosphorylation; regulation of mitotic cell cycle. The record is from RefSeq and is a predicted model, not a curated record.